Trichophyton rubrum CBS 118892 is the source of this 1167-nucleotide messenger RNA. RefSeq lists its product as uncharacterized. Bases 1 to 1167 code for a protein of 388 amino acids. The transcript is spliced from 6 exons. Lineage: Eukaryota; Fungi; Ascomycota; Eurotiomycetes; Onygenales; Arthrodermataceae. The record is from RefSeq and is a predicted model, not a curated record.
AUGGAUCCUUCAAAGACUCCUCUUGCACCCAAUCCAAGCGGCGGGCCAUCUAACUUUGUGGACCCUCCCACACUUGACUCGGCCAUCAUCUCACUUGGCGUCGUUCUCAUAUCCAUUAGCAUGCUAUGCCUCACGAUACGCCUCAUAACCAACUAUAAACAUACAGGCAAAUUAGGCCUGGAUGAUUAUCUGUGCGUUUUUGGCGAAGCAACCGCCAUUGGAUACUGGGCUGUAAUUGAAUCUGUUGCUCAGGAUGGAGUUGUAAGGCAUUCAUGGGAUGUCCCUGCCUCUGUAGUAACCACAUCGUUUAUCAAGAGACAAUUUGCGCAACAAAUGAUUGUUGCUCCCGCCUUGUGGGCGACAAAAUCUGCGGUUCUAGUUCUUUACAUCCGUAUAUUUAACUCCGUACGGUGGAUAUCCCGGAUCUCCUAUGGACUGAUUAUCCUUAUGUUCCUCGUUUAUGGUAUCAAUAUAAUUCUGGCGACAGUUUACUGUCUCCCUAGAAAUGGGGCUCCCUGGGAUGCCACUGCCUUUGCGAGGUGUGCAAAACCAGUUACCCUUGCUAUAUUUAUUGGAUCUUUCACAGUUCUCACAGACUUUAUAAUCUUUCUCCUGCCUUUCCCUAUCAUCCUCAAGCUACAGAUGGCGCAAGGGAAAAAAGUUGGACUGGCGAUAGUGUUUUUGGUUGGCUUUACAACCGUCAUCAUGAGUAUAAUUUCCCUUGGUUUCCGGGUUCAAUUGUUUCUUGGUGACGAUCCGGUAUGGAACGGACUCCGUAUUUCACUUACAACAUUCGCAGAGCUAUUUGGGACUGUUAUCGUGAGCUGUGCGCCGUCUAUAUAUUCAUACUGGCUGAAUUUUGUACGGCCCAGCACAGUAUAUUCGACCAUUCGGUCAAAGCUGCUUCUAAGCAAGACAAAGUCCAACACAGACAACCAGAUUGCGGAUGAAGAGAGGUUUGAGUUGUCGUCAAAGCUGAGAAACGGCCAUGACAGCUGGCCAAGUGACUCCGUAGAUGGCCUUGGAGGCAAGACAGGACCCUUCACCAGGAUUUACUCGUCUUCCUCUUCUUCUAUUCCGAUGAAAAACGCCAUCACCAAAGCAACCCAUAUAUUCCAGAGUCAAGCCGGACCAGAUACAUCCACGCCAAAAACACAUGCACGCUAA